Molecule: messenger RNA, 340 nt
Organism: Dentiscutata erythropus
Lineage: Eukaryota; Fungi; Glomeromycota; Glomeromycetes; Diversisporales; Gigasporaceae
Source: the annotation of a GenBank genome assembly
AUCUCCUCAUUCAACGCCUGAAACCGCUCGACACUUCGCUGCUCGAACAUUUCGACAAAAGAUAACUCUCGACUUGCAUCAACUCGACAGUGCCGCUCGCAUUUCCCUUCGCGAUUCGCUUUUAGAAAUUCUUUAUCAAUAUCAUGACGGUCCUCGCAAUAUUGUCACUCAAAUAUGUCUUUCUCUUGCAGCAUUAGCACUCCAGAUGCCUGAAUGGCAAAAUGUUCUUCCUCAGCUUACAGAAUUGUACGGUAAAAAUCCUGUUACUGUUAAAUGUUUAUUAGAGUUUCUUAAAAUUUUACCUGAAGAAAUUACUACAAAUAAUCGAAUACCUAUAUCG